UGGAUUUUCUCCCAAUAGGCCCCUUGUCCUUAUGGACAGUAGGCUUCAGUAAGGCCAUGCCACUGGUUUACCAGACAGACCUGGACAUAUCUUGAGACACAGUUCAUGCCCUUUCUCAGGAUGCUCUGUCUUUCUCUUAUUUAUUCAAUCACUCCCUCCCCAAGGCACCUUCCCAUCACCUCAAAGUGAAACAACCUCCCCCUUAAACUACUUCUUGCCUCUAAAUUCCUUUUCACAUCCAACUUUUCUACUAGAACAUCUUAUUCUUUGCCCUUCGUUGACAACUGUCAUGACCAUAUGGGAUCAUAUGUGAAUUUGUGUGAUUAUCUUGUUAAUGUUUCUAUUCCUCAUUACACUGGAUGUCAUGGACUAUAAGUGCUUAUUUCCCCAAAUAUAGAGCACAAGGCUUAGGGCAGGGCAAACACUCCACAAAUGUUGAAAGUAUGAAAAAUGAAUGGGUGAAACAAAUGGGUUCCUGGUGAACUUCUUGCCUUACCAGCAAUCACGUGUAUCUGAAAGUCAGUUCUACUUGAGCUGAGGCAUUUGCUGAGUGGAAGAAGCUUAAAGGCAUGAAUAAUGAGGGAGUGCUGAUGAAAACGAGUAAAUAUUUAUCUAACAAGGUCCCUCUAUUCUCUUCUUGAGUAGCAAAUAUAAGUAGGCAUUUAUUUAUGGGGGAAAAAAGAUUUCUUGAUAGAGACAGGGUUUUUUAAAAGUUGGAAAAUUGUCCUCAGGAAAAAGCCAGGAAACAAUCAAAGGUUCUGAUAGCACAUCUUUUCUUGAGUUGACCUUUCAAUGACUUUUUUAGAAGCUAUCUUGGGAGAAAGGAAGGAAACCCUAGAGAUACCGCUAAAAGGGAACACGGCUUUCUCUUGGGGUCUUGAGUUUAUUCCGGACACCUCCUGAGGAUGAAGCUUCAGACAUUUUGAGCACCAUCACAAAGGGCAUUCUCCAAGUGAACAGUUGGGUGGGAUCAACAAUGAAUCUCACUGAACACUCCCACGGACCUGCCAUGGAUGAAUUCUCUCUUUCUGACAAUUUAUUUGGUGUCCUCGCAGAGCAAGCGGCAGGUCCCCUGGGACACAAUCUAGAGGUGGACUUGUAUUCGCAAUACAGCAACGUUCAGUGUCCUCCAAUCCAGCCGCAGGUCUCCUCAUCGUCCUAUUAUUCCAACUUGGGUUUCUACCCCCAGCAGCCUGAAGAGUGGUACUCUCCCGGCAUCUAUGAACUCAGGCGAAUGCCCGCUGAGACUCUCUACCAGGGAGAGACGGAGGUGGCGGAGGUUCCUGUCAUUAAGAAGGCUCGAACGGGUCUCUCAGGAGGGAGAAUCAAGGGCGAUGAGCUGUGUGUGGUUUGUGGAGACAGAGCGUCUGGGUACCACUAUAACGCGCUCACCUGUGAGGGGUGCAAAGGGUUCUUCAGAAGAAGCAUUACCAAAAACGCUGUGUACAAGUGUAAAAAUGGGGGCAACUGUGUGAUGGACAUGUACAUGCGAAGGAAAUGCCAAGAGUGCCGACUAAGGAAAUGCAAAGAGAUGGGAAUGUUGGCUGAAUGUAUGUAUACAGGCUUGUUAACGGAAAUUCAGUGUAAAUCGAAACGACUGAGGAAAAAUGUGAAGCAGCAGACAGACCAGCCUAUUAGUGAGGACAGCGAAGGACGGGACUUGCGGCAAGUGACCUCCACCACUAAGUCGUGCAGGGAGAAAACUGAACUUACCACAGACCAACAGAAUCUUCUACGUUACAUUAUGGAUUCGUACAACAAACAGAGGAUGCCUCAGGAAAUCACAAAUAAAAUUUUAAAAGAAGAGUUCAGUGCAGAAGAAAAUUUUCUCAUCUUAACUGAAAUGGCCACGAGUCAUGUACAGAUUCUUGUUGAAUUCACCAAAAGGCUGCCAGGAUUUCAGACUUUGGACCACGAAGAUCAGAUUGCUUUGCUGAAGGGAUCUGCAGUGGAAGCUAUGUUUCUCCGUUCUGCGGAGAUUUUCAAUAAGAAGCUCCCAGUUGGGCACACGGACCUCCUGGAAGAGAGAAUCCGGAAGAGUGGUAUCUCAGAUGAGUAUAUAACGCCCAUGUUUAGUUUUUACAAAAGCGUUGGAGAACUGAAGAUGACUCAAGAAGAGUAUGCUUUGCUCACAGCGAUCGUUAUCCUCUCUCCAGACAGACAAUACAUCAAGGACAGAGAGGCUGUGGAGAAGCUGCAGGAGCCACUGCUGGAAGUGCUACAGAAGUUGUGCAAGAUUCAUCAACCCGAGAAUCCUCAACACUUUGCCUGUCUCCUGGGUCGCCUGACUGAACUUCGGACGUUCAACCAUCACCACGCGGAGAUGCUGAUGUCCUGGAGAGUCAAUGACCACAAGUUUACCCCCCUGCUCUGUGAAAUCUGGGACGUGCAGUGAUGUGGGCAUGGGCAGGGAACGGGGCUAACUCCUGAUUUCUCCUGGAACAGAAGCUCGAUGUAUAGCUUUCCUCUAUUUCACUUGUACCUGGUUCCACUGAAGGAUUACCACACCUCAUGCUCCCCCCCCCACACACACACACACACACACACACACACACACACACACACACCUUUAAAAAACAUUUUAAUGUGGUUUGGAUAAAAGUUUGCAGAGAAAGUUAGUUUUCCGGUCAAUAAUGUAUACACAUCUUGUUGCACAACAUGGGGUGCAAUCUACACAAUGCAACACCACGCUUCCCAUUUCCUCCCUGAGCUCCCCUGUCUUUGGAAACAGUCUUCUGAACAGUUGCCCUUUCGUGCCCCCUAGAGUUGAUUAUACUGAGGAGUUAUGUGCCUCCCUGGGUGUUAUUGUUUUAUUGUUCACUUUAGAGACUGCUUAUUUGCCUGGAAGUUGAUCCUGAGGCCGGGGGAAGUGGUGAGGUCAGUACCAGACUUUUGAUGGCUGUCCUAGGGCCAUAGUCUCAGGGGUUUUCCUAACCUCUACCAGAUCAGUACGUCGGAUCUUUGCUGUCAUUAUUUUGAAUUUUGUCUUACCUUUUUCCCCUCCUCCCACUGUGCUCCUUGUCAGAGGGUUAGUGGUAGUAGCCGGGCACCCUCCAGUUCUUCCCGUCCCGGGGUUGCCGGGGCCAUGGUUUGACGGGUCCAUUAGUCCUUUAGACAAGUUACUGCCUUGAUGCUUUGAUUUUCUUCAACUCAUCUUUGCUCCUUGUGAGGAGAGACCAAGAGCUGCCCAGUAGAUGGCCACUUAAAAAAAAAACGUGAAGACUUUCAGCCCUAUUCACCGAAGUGGGCUGUAGACUAUUGCCUUUGUGAACUAUGUCAUGCAAGUUGAUCCAGGAGUCCCCUGAGAUUGGGUCCCACACAAGAAUCUUGAUGUAUAUAGUAAUUGUAUACCGUCCAUAAUUGUAAAUAAGAGUUUAGAUAGAGUUACUUUCUCUGUGUUUUAUUUUACAAGGCUUCAGGGAAUCCGUCAUUCCCAUUGGUGCCCUGUUUGCCUAAUUAAAUUGCUACUUCAGGUCUAUCUAUUAUAAAAGGCAAAGAUCUCAUGUUGCUCUGCAUGUUACCUAUUUCAUAUGUUUUAUUAAAGAGUUGUGUUCAACGCUAGCAAUAAAACAAGCCUGUCAA
This is a messenger RNA of Echinops telfairi (small Madagascar hedgehog), 3582 nucleotides long. It is a transcript of the gene NR1H4, whose product is annotated as nuclear receptor subfamily 1 group H member 4. Gene Ontology annotation, biological process: bile acid signaling pathway; positive regulation of transcription by RNA polymerase II; negative regulation of transcription by RNA polymerase II. The coding region runs from base 977 to 2395 and encodes 472 amino acids. The transcript is spliced from 10 exons. Gene Ontology annotation, molecular function: RNA polymerase II cis-regulatory region sequence-specific DNA binding; zinc ion binding; bile acid binding. NCBI's taxonomy places the organism in Eukaryota, Metazoa, Chordata, Mammalia, Afrosoricida, Tenrecidae. The record is from RefSeq and is a predicted model, not a curated record.